Molecule: messenger RNA, 1851 nt
Organism: Striga asiatica
Lineage: Eukaryota; Viridiplantae; Streptophyta; Magnoliopsida; Lamiales; Orobanchaceae
Source: the annotation of a GenBank genome assembly
AUGGGUUGUGUGUGUGGGAAGCCCUCAUCGGCUGUUGAUGACAGCCCAAAACAGAGAGAGUUAAUUCGAAAAACAUCUGAACUGCGCAUGGCUCGAGCAGUUUCCAGGAAGAAGAAUGAGUGCUUUUCAUCAAAGGAUGAUAAGCUGGAGAAUGGGGAGAUUAAAAUUGGGUUGAUUGAUAGGAAAAGUAAUGGGUCUCGAAGGGUGAGGGACGAUUAUUACGAAAAGAAACGAGAGAAAGAUUCUGAUGAUGACAUCAAAAAUUUUCCGCCUAGCAUUAGGAACCUUCCGAAAGCCAUCGAAGGAGAACAGGUUGCUGCUGGUUGGCCGUCUUGGCUGGUUGAGGUGGCAGGGGAAGCUAUCAAAGGGUGGGUCCCACGGAAGGCGGAGACUUUUGAAAAACUCGAUAAGAUUGGCCAAGGAACUUACAGUAGCGUGUACAAAGGCCGUGAUCUCAUGCACAACAAAUUCGUUGCCCUGAAAAAAGUACGUUUCGAUAAUAUGGACCCUGAAAGUGUCAAAUUCAUGGCACGGGAAAUUCACAUCUUACGAAGGCUUAAUCACCCAAACGUCAUUAAACUCGAAGGCUUAGUCACCUCAAAAACAUCUUGCAGUUUAUAUCUUGUGUUCGAGUAUAUGGAACAUGAUCUCACUGGACUUUCCUCAAUUCCAGGUGUCAAGUUCACCGAACCACAGGUCAAGUGUUAUAUGAAGCAGCUGCUAAGUGGGCUCGAUCAUUGCCAUAGUAAUGGCAUUCUGCACCGUGAUAUCAAAGGAUCAAACCUCUUAAUCGACAACAAUGGAAUUUUGAAGAUUGCAGAUUUUGGUUUAGCGAGUUAUUUCGAUUGUAGCCAGAGAGUUCCAUUGACGAGCCGUGUUGUAACUUUGUGGUAUCGGCCGCCUGAGCUUUUACUUGGUGCGACUCAGUAUGGAGUUGCUGUGGAUUUGUGGAGUACAGGCUGUAUACUCGGAGAAUUAUAUGCUGGAAAGCCUAUUAUGCCUGGUAGAACUGAGGUUGAGCAACUGCAUAAGAUAUUUAAACUGUGUGGUUCACCCUCGGAGGAUUAUUGGAGAAAUUCAAAGUUGCCUCAUUCCCCGGUUUUCAAGCCUAUUCAGCCUUACAGACGGAGGAUUGCCGAAACUUUUAAGAAUAUUCCGGAAACUGCCACCGGGGCACUGCAUCUUUUGCCCUUCAGAGUGAGGCAAGGAGCCAUAGGAGUGAAGAGUCACAAAUGCGAAAACGAUUAUAAAAGGUCGAAAGAAUCGCAAAGUGCUACAGAACUUAUUGCUAAUGCUGACCUGGCUAGGUCGAUACAGAGGAGGCAUGGCAAUGUGAACCCAAAGUGCCGCGACGAAUUAUUCGACCCUAAAAAAGACGGAAAUGCCCCUGGUUCGGACAACCGGCAAAAUCACCAGGAACGAGUGUCUAGCUCGGGACUACUCGGCCCUAGGGCCAGCUGUACACUAUCCGGAAGAAAAAUUAGUGAUAAUAAUACAUCAUCCUACUUUCUUCCUUCUAGAAACAACUCGUGCAAUGUGGAGCCGAGGGAAAAAGUAGUCUCGUCUUUUGUGGGGCCCACAAAUCAAACGGGCAGGCUUUCAGAGUCGUUUGGGGAUCCCAUGAGAAAACAGGACAGAAGGAGCCAACCGAAAAUAUUUUGUGGCUCUCGAAAUGAAGAAAAAAUGGGAAAACAAGAAGAAGAUGUUACGACAAUGCACUUUUCGGGUCCUUUACUUGCUACAUCAAACAACAUAGAGAAAGUGCUCAAAGAGCACGACUUUCGGAUUCAAGAAGCUGCUCGGCGCAUAAGGAAAGAGAAGAUGAGAGUUGAUAGGGUUCGGGCUCGGUAG